This is a messenger RNA of Dichotomopilus funicola, 1569 nucleotides long. Its product is annotated as 6-phosphogluconate dehydrogenase. Gene Ontology annotation, cellular component: cytosol. Gene Ontology annotation, biological process: pentose-phosphate shunt, oxidative branch; pentose-phosphate shunt. The record is from RefSeq and is a predicted model, not a curated record. NCBI's taxonomy places the organism in Eukaryota, Fungi, Ascomycota, Sordariomycetes, Sordariales, Chaetomiaceae. The transcript has 4 exons. Gene Ontology annotation, molecular function: NADP binding; phosphogluconate dehydrogenase (decarboxylating) activity. The coding region runs from base 1 to 1569 and encodes 522 amino acids.
AUGUCUGGCGCAGUCGCCCGCCUAGCGAACAUCAACGUUGGCGGGGCUCCGAAUGCUGGCACCUCCUUGCUGCAAUCUCAGAAAAAUGCUGACAAUGGUGCAAGCGCUGAUAUCGGCCUCAUCGGCCUGGCCGUCAUGGGCCAGAACUUGAUCUUGAACAUUGCCGAUCACGGGUACACCGUCUGCGCUUUCAACCGCACCGUGUCCAAGGUCGACGCCUUCCUUGCCAACGAGGCCAAGGGCAAGUCGAUUGUUGGCGCUCAGUCCGUGCAGGAGUUCGUCUCCAAGCUGAAGAGCCCUCGCCGUAUCGUACUCCUCGUGCAGGCCGGCAAGCCCGUUGACGACUGGAUCGAGACUCUGCUCCCCCUCCUUAGCGCUGGCGACAUCAUCAUCGACGGUGGUAACUCUCACUUCCCCGACUCUAACAGGAGGACAAAGUACCUUUCUUCCAAGGGCCUCCGCUUCGUCGGAUCCGGUGUCUCUGGUGGUGAGGAGGGUGCCCGCUACGGCCCCUCGCUGAUGCCCGGUGGCCACGAGGAGGCCUGGCCCCACAUCAAGGACAUCUUCCAGAGCAUCGCUGCCAAGAGCGACGGCGAGGCAUGCUGCGAGUGGGUCGGUGACGAGGGCGCUGGCCACUACGUCAAGAUGGUGCACAACGGUAUUGAGUACGGUGACAUGCAGCUCAUCUGCGAGGCGUACGACAUCAUGAAGCGCGGUCUCGGCCUGAAGAACAAGGAGAUUGGUGACGUUUUCACCAAGUGGAACAAGGGCGUUCUCGACUCUUUCCUGAUCGAGAUUACCCGCGACAUCAUGUACUUCAACGAUGAUGACGGCACUCCCCUCGUCGAGAAGAUCCUUGACAAGGCCGGCCAGAAGGGUACCGGCAAGUGGACUGCGGUCAACGCGCUCGACCUGGGCAUGCCCGUUACCCUGAUCGCCGAAGCCGUGCUUGCCCGUUGCCUGUCUGGCAUCAAGGAUGAGCGUGUCAAGGCGUCUACCAAGCUCGAGUUUGUCGGUCGCACCGCCACCUUCGAGGGCAACAAGGAGCAGUUCCUCGAGGACCUCGAGCAGGCUCUCUACGCGUCCAAGAUCAUCUCGUACGCCCAGGGCUUCAUGCUCAUGCAGGAGGCUGCCAAGGAGUACAACUGGAAGCUCAACAAGCCGUCGAUUGCGCUCAUGUGGCGCGGCGGGUGCAUCAUUCGCUCCGUGUUCCUCAAGGACAUCACGGCCGCGUACCGCAACAACCCGGAUCUCGAGAACCUUCUGUUUGACGACUUCUUCAACAAGGCCAUCCACAAGGCUCAGCCCGGCUGGAGAGAUGUGGUUGCCAAGGCCGCUCUCAUCGGUAUCCCGACUCCCGCCUUCUCCACGGCCCUGUCGUGGUUCGACGGCUACCGCACCAAGGAUCUGCCCGCCAACCUCCUGCAGGCGCAGCGUGAUUACUUCGGUGCCCACACCUUCCGCAUCAAGCCGGAGGCGGCGACCGAGAAGUACCAGGUGGGCAAGGACAUCCACGUCAACUGGACCGGGCGUGGUGGCAACGUUUCGGCCUCGACAUACCAGGCCUAA